CAGAGGUAGCCAGAGUAGCGUAUCCGAGAGUAUGCCCCCAAGUUUCGAAAACCAGAGUCAGAGUGCUUCGCCGGAGACGCCGAGUGAAGCGAACAGCCCUGAGCCUCCGAGCUCUUGGGGCUCCUUGAGCACUAACCUUCCAGAAGGUGCCAGCUCUGAAGAUCCCCGCGAGUAUGACUGCGGAGCAGGAGCAGAGCGGCAGAAAAUCGAAUCGCGGCCAUCAGCUGGCCUACGUCGUGGCGAGUUCAAGGAGCCACGAUCCGCUGGAUAAGGAGCCGAGCACGAGCGGAGCAACGCCGAAGCGCGAUGGCAAAAAGGACUCUGCUGGCGCAGCGCAUCAUCAGCGUGUUCUCAGAAGUUCCAAUCGAUCAGGCAACGCUCGUAAAAACUGCUCGAAACAUUUCGACAACUCGUCACCGCAACACACUCUUUACUCGCCGAGUCCCGAGCCCGAAUCAAGAGAUUCGACAACGAGUACCGAUACGAUACCACAUCAGCCGAGGAAAAGAAAAACGAAGCAGUGUAAAAAGGUGCAGCAGUACGUUCCUCCGUCGAGAGGCCCGCCGACCAUUUAUGACUAUGAACAAUAUUUAGAACUGCAGGAAUACCUCGCGCAAAGAAGGAAAAAUAUAGUUCCCGUUUCGUAUGCAGCUCCCAAACUUUACGAGAGCUACUCGAUGAAUCUACGUAGUUAUAAACUAGCCGGCAACGCGAGUGUGCAAGCGAACGUCAGUCCACCACCCAGUCUGAUGGGUUCGAUGAAAGACUUGUACGUCGAGCAAGAAGAAGACCGACGUGACUUGAGAAUGCGGCACGUCGUGGAGAUGGAGAAACUAGCCUUACAAAGAGGUUUACAGUAUCGUACUAAAGCAGCCAGAAACAGAUGGACACUCGGGAAACGGAAGUGUAAAUAGACGAUUAGUGUUCAGCUGGCUGCAAGAAUUAGAUGACAAGUGGCACAAGACCAAGGUAAGCAUGUUGCAGAGGCACCGUAACGAAGCACAGACUUUACAAAGUAGACAACGCCUGGAAUGGGAAUGGCAGUUAAGCGAACUUAAGCUCAAUGGCUUGAACGUUUUACCUCAACUGGACGAUCUUCAUGUACCGAUAGUACACGUCCCUGACAUCAAGGAAAUCGACGUAAUUUAGGACAAUCCAUUCCUUUAACUCGAUCGAUCGAUUCUUCCAUUGAACUUACGAGAUUUAAGUACAACAGUUCUCCACGCAAAUAUA
Messenger RNA from Nasonia vitripennis (jewel wasp), 1233 nucleotides. RefSeq lists its product as uncharacterized. Gene Ontology annotation, cellular component: nucleoplasm. Bases 174 to 914 code for a protein of 246 amino acids. The transcript is spliced from 4 exons. The record is from RefSeq and is a predicted model, not a curated record. Lineage: Eukaryota; Metazoa; Arthropoda; Insecta; Hymenoptera; Pteromalidae.